AUGUCAUACUUUUAUCGGCGUUCUGGAGAAACUGUUAGUCGUCAUUUUCAUAGAGUUUUACGAGCAGUUAUAGCAUUGGAGGAUCAAUUUCUUCAGCAGCCUACGGGAGAACAAGUUCCUCCGGAAAUACUUAAUAGUGCAAGAUUUUAUCCAUAUUUUAAGGAUUGUGUGGGUGCAAUUGAUGGAACCCAUGUUCGCGUUAAGGUGCCUAAUAUUGAUGCGGCAAAAUAUCGUGGUAGAAAAGAGCAUCCAACACAAAAUGUGCUUGCUACAUGUUCUUUGAAUAUGAGAUUCACAUAUGUUCUACCUGGUUGGGAGGGAACUGCAUCAGAUUCAAGGAUCAUAAAAAAUGCGCUCACUAGAGAAGAUAAAUUAAUCAUUUCUAAUGGUAAAUAUUAUCUUGUUGAUGCUGGAUUCAUGUUGAGAAGGGGACUUCUUACACCUUAUAGAAAUGUAAGGUACCACUUGAAGGAAUACUCAAGUCAACAACCGCAAAACUUUCGAGAACUAUUCAAUUUGGGACAUUCAUCAUUGCGUAAUGCAAUUGAGAGAGCAUUCGGUGUCUUGAAAAAACGGUUUCCAAUCAUUGGAGAUACUCAACCAACUUAUAGUGUUGAAAUACAAUCACAAAUUGUGCUUGCUUGUUGUAUAUUACAUAAUUUUCUCAUGGAGUUUGACCCUGGCUUGGAGUACAUUAAUGAAGUAGAUGAAGAAUUGGCAAGUCAAUCUCCAUCGAAGGAGGAAAGCAGAGAUAUAAGUGCUGAAAAAGAUCAUGCUCAAGGAGAGGGUUUAAGGAAUGAAAUAGCAAUGCAAAUGUGGAAUGAUUAUAUACUUUGA
This is a messenger RNA of Coffea eugenioides, 837 nucleotides long. RefSeq names its product putative nuclease HARBI1. The transcript is spliced from 3 exons. Bases 1 to 837 code for a protein of 278 amino acids. The record is from RefSeq and is a predicted model, not a curated record. Lineage: Eukaryota; Viridiplantae; Streptophyta; Magnoliopsida; Gentianales; Rubiaceae.